Molecule: messenger RNA, 1543 nt
Organism: Dendronephthya gigantea
Lineage: Eukaryota; Metazoa; Cnidaria; Anthozoa; Malacalcyonacea; Nephtheidae
Exons: 2
Coding region: 252-1268 (338 amino acids)
Source: RefSeq, a predicted model, not a curated record
ACAACGCCAAACCAGUUCGGCGUAUAAAUGUGAAAGGAAUUAUGCUGUAGCUACAGUUCUCAACCGAUCAUCAUUAUCAUCGUCAUCGUGCAAAUUGGAGUUGAUGUAUUUUAGAGAAUAACUGCAUAUCAAUAUUGGUAUCGCAUACUGUCUUUUAUAUAGAUAGCGAUAUAAAUUAAGUAAUACAUGCCAAGCAACAAGUGAAAGUGUCAUACAUUGACACGAAGCAAAAAGUACAAUAAUCAUUCUAGAUGACGUCGAGAAAGGACAAUUCAAACGGUCAUGCAAAAACAAAUGACGAUAUUCUCAUAGAAGAAUUUGCAAAGGAGUUCUUUGGAACGGACAAACCAGAUAACGAAAUAUUGCAACCUGAAAUAACUGAAGUAAAACGAAAAGAUUGUGAGAAUGAAAGAGGCAAAUAUGGUGAAAACUAUAGCUCGAAGACGCAGAAUGCGGGAAAGGAAAAGCGUGGAAAUGGACCAAAAGCUGAAAAUACUGACAAAAAUUUUUCAAAGAACAACGACAACAAGCACCCAUUUCAAAAUGAGCACCAAAGUGAUUCGAGGCAAUCCUUGAAACGAUUCCGUGAGCUUAGUAAUGAAUUUAUCACUUUAUCUAACAGACUGUAUAACGCAAGUAUGCCCAAGGUUUCGGAAAAGUUAACACAGGUUCUCGCAGAGAAACAACGGCUGGUGAAAUUGUUACUCCAGGUAGGCGCACCUGCUCCUUCGAAGACUGGUUCUAAACGUGGUGAGACAAGAUUUCGUGAAGAACCAAGGCAGAGAAAAGGAGAUUCCAAACAAGAAAUUGGAAUGCCAAAGAAAACAAAAAGCGUGCAUUGGAGUGAUGAGCAUCUUGGGGGCAAGAUCAUACAUGAUCCCUCAUUGUAUACUGAGAAACGUCCGAAUUCCAAUCCGUCCCACAAAACCCCAACCAAAAAACCUGGAAGGAACCACAAAAACGAUUUGGGGCCGCCGCCCAGAUACAAAAUGGUCGACAGUUGUACGCAGACACGGCGCAGCAGUGAGAGAAGCGAUUGUGAUUUGCCGAGCACGUGUUUCACGUGUAAGAUGAGAAUUGAUCACGAAAUGGAAUAUGUGGAAGAGAUACUGAAUGAGGCUGCUGAGCUCAGGAGGGAGGCUUGCUAUAUGAUAUGGCGUGCUCAUUACUUGGAACAACUGUGUGACGCUGAUGGUUUGGUGAAGCAUGUGUAUCGCUCAAACUCAAGCAUACCAACGCUACCACGUUAUUCACAAUUGUAUAGAUAAUGUAAAUACUUGGUGAUAACAUAAAAUGGUUGGCCCGCGGUUGUGCAUGCUGUUCAAAAGCUCAUUGAAGUAAAAUUCAAAAAAAAUUCGAAAAAAUCAAAACGAGAAGUUGAUAUCUUGUAAUUUUGAGUUUUAACUCGCGAAAAAGUAAUAGCGUGUAAAAUGAUUGUGUGUUAAAAAUUCGUGCUGGGUAUAUAGUAGCUAUAAUAAUGAUGUAAAUAUAAUCGGUUUGCAUACACUAUUUAUAAUCAAAAUCUUUGAUCAACGGAUGUUAU